AUGAACGGUCCAACUACAAAGUGUGGAUACUGUGGUUUUAUUCUACGACGGUCAUGUGGAACAAUACUAGAUCAUCAUUGUUUUGUUGCCUAUGAUAAAAAUACCGACGUUACCCAGCAAAUACCAAAUAUAAAUCCUGUGACCACAUCAUCGGCAGUGUAUUGUGUAACCCCACUAAUCCUAACACUCUUGAACACUACAUCUGCAGUCACGCAAGAUGAGUUGCUUAUUGAGUUGGUUCGUACUCGAAGGGCUUUGUGGGACCAUUUUAUUCCACUGAAUCAAAAGACGAAAUUAAAGAAAGAUAAUUUGUGGCAAGAAAUUGUAAAUCUUUUACAAAUAAAAUAUUGAAAUAACCUUUUGCAUUGUUAUCUCUGCAUAUCUUAUCGGUUCAUCUCUUGCUUGCAUGAGAAAUUUUAUAAUAACCA
This is a messenger RNA of Monomorium pharaonis (pharaoh ant), 428 nucleotides long. RefSeq lists its product as uncharacterized. Bases 1 to 351 code for a protein of 116 amino acids. The record is from RefSeq and is a predicted model, not a curated record. Lineage: Eukaryota; Metazoa; Arthropoda; Insecta; Hymenoptera; Formicidae. The transcript has 5 exons.